Messenger RNA from Candoia aspera, 5163 nucleotides. It is a transcript of the gene ZNF800, whose product is annotated as zinc finger protein 800. The record is from RefSeq and is a predicted model, not a curated record. Lineage: Eukaryota; Metazoa; Chordata; Lepidosauria; Squamata; Candoiidae. Bases 468 to 2540 code for a protein of 690 amino acids. The transcript is spliced from 5 exons.
GGUGCGGCGCAUGCGUGCUGCGUUGCCCCAGGCCUGCCGCGGCCGCAGUCACUUCCUGCCCUUGCGCCCAUCCGGCUCCGGGGUCGCGUCGCGCGGCCGCUUGGGCGGGACGGGCGACGGUAACUUUCAGUCGGGACGCCGCGGGAGCGCUUCCCUUUCCCCCUCCUCCUCGGUGGAGGCAGGGUCGGCGCAGCUGCCCCUGAGAGAACUCGCUCGGCGCCCGCUGUCACCUGCCGCCGCACGGAGAGCCUCGAGCGUCUGGCGCCAUCCUCUCGCUUUCCUCCCGCGCGCACUGCCAUCCCGUCCGAGAGGAGCCGCCGCCGCCGCCGGGCGGGGGGCGCUUGGUGGGCUAACCGCCGCCUUCCUCCUGCUCCUCCGCCGGCUGAGCUGGCGGCUGCCCGUCUUCCAGGAGCCUCGCAGAAACAAGCUACUGAAUGUAGAAGGAAAGCAAGUCGUUGAUGUAGAAAAUGCCUCUUAGGGACAAGUACUGUCAGACUGACCAUCACCAUGGAUGCUGUGAACCAGUACGUGUGCUGGAACCUGGGGAUCCACCUUUAUUACAGCAGCCUUUUCACACAUCAAAAUCUGGAAUCCAGCAGAUUAUUGAAUGUUUUCGGUCAGGAACUAAACAACUUAAGCACAUUUUGCUAAAAGAUGUGGAUACCAUUUUUGAAUGCAAAUUCUGCCGCAGUCUCUUCAGAGGACUACCAAAUUUAAUAACUCAUAAAAAAUACUAUUGUCCACCAAGUCUUCGGAUGGAUGACAACUCUCCUGAUAUAAAUGAUAAACAGAGUCAAGCCAUAACUGAUCUCCUAGAAGCUAUGUAUCCAAGAGUGAACAAGCAAGACUAUAUAAUACGUUUGGAACCUAUAGAAACAAACCAGAAUGCUGUAUUUCAGUAUGUUUCAAAGGCAGAUAGCUCAGUGGAGAACACUGAAACACACACUGUUCCUGACCAAGUUUCUGUAGAAACACCAGAACAUACAACAGAACUUCCUAAAACAGCGUCAGCUGCUUCAGAAACAAAAACUGAAGAGACUCCUCCUUCAGUUGUUAACAAGACAAUAUCAGCUCCAGAAGAACCUGCCCCAUUGUCAAAACCUGAAUUAGAAUGUGAUAAUAAUUCUGAUUCUGUUCAUCAAUUAAUUUGUUGUCUGUGUAAAAAAGAAUUUCAUUCCAGACGCAGCGUACGUCGUCAUAUUAGGAAAGUGCAUAAAAAAAAGAUGGAAGAACUGAAGAAAUUUAUUCAAAUUAAAAAAAGGCCAAAUCAGACAUCUGGACGGGGUCGCAAUAAGAAUGUUCUGGUAACGUUGGGUAAAAGCUGUCCUUUGUGUAUUAAAUCAUUUGCUACAAAAGCCAAUGUAAGAAGGCAUUUUGAUGAAGUUCAUAGAGGACUGAGAAGGGAUUCUAUAACUCCUGAUAUAGCUACAAAACCUGGACAGCCUUUGUCCUUGGACAAAACUUCUGCAAAGAAACCUAAGACACAGAAACAAAAGCCUUCAAAAGCUGAGUACAGUUUAACUGCUUGCAAAUGCCUCUUGUGUAAGAGGAAAUAUAGUUCCCAGGUAAUGCUUAAAAGGCAUAUGCAAAUUGUUCACAAGAUAACUCUUUCUACUAAGAAUCCUAAAAGAGAGAGAAAGCCGAAUAAUGCUGUCAAUACAGAAGUGAAAGUGAAAAUCGAGCCAAAAGAACCUGCGGAAACUGUGCCUUCCGUUUUCAGUUCUUUGCAGAAUGAAGUAAAGGGAAUGAAUAAUCCCAAUGAAAGAAAAAACACCUCACCCACCCAGAGAAAGAAUGCAGGAUCCAGUGACAAAAAGAAAACAUCAUCCACUGAACGAAAAGGUGUAUCAUCCACUGGAAAAAAGAAUGUGACUUCAGCUAAAAGAAAUAAAGUUAAGCAGAUCUCUCAGAAUAAGUCAAAUAAUCAGUCUCUUGCAAGUGGUCUGAAAAAGCCCAGGAAGCCAAGGCUUUCAGUUGGCUUUGAUUUUAAAAAGCUUUACUGUAAACUCUGUAAACGCCAAUUUACUUCUAAACAAAACUUAACAAAACACAUUGAGUUGCACACAGAUGGAAAUAAUAUAUAUGUUAAAUUCUAUAGGUGUCCCCUCUGCACUUACGAAACACGCCGAAAGCGUGAUGUGAUAAGACACAUAACUGUAGUACAUAAAAAGUCUUCACGUUACCUUGGUAAGAUAACUGCAAGUUUAGAAAUCCGAGCAAUAAAAAAACCUAUUGACUGUGUUCUAAAUAAGGUGGUAAAAAGAGGCCCUCAGAGGGAUGAAGGUAAACAGAAUGGUUCAAAACAGGACAUUACCUCUAACUCAUCGAAUAAAAAAUAUGAAGGAACUGAUGUUGGCAUUGAAGUGAAAGUCACAAAAAACUUUUCUCUGCACAGAUGCAAUAAAUGUGGAAAAGCAUUUGCCAAAAAGACUUUCCUAGAACAUCACAAGAAAACUCAUAAGGCAAAUGCAUCACAUUCACCUGAAGAAGACAACAAAACCAAAGGCAGAAGUACAAGAUCUAAAGCUCUUGUCUGUUGAAGAAUACUAGUGCCUUCUUAAAUAUUUGCCUAAAUUUUCCAUUGGUACUUAGAGCGCAAUCACAGUUUUUUAAUGGAUCUAAUGCUGCAAAAGGUAAAAGAAUAUUGCAUUUAUUAAAAACAAAGUGUUUGAUUUAAGAUUUUUUUUCAGGACACUGAACCUAAAUCAGGUUGAGUUGUACACACUUGGUUCUUCAAAGUUUAAUAUUAUGUAUCAGUAUCUGCAUAAUAUUUAGUUAUGGUUCCAUAGUUCCAAAUGUUUUUUAAAAUUAACUUUGCACUUCAUUGAUACUGACCAGGCCAGAAAGCAUAUUUGAACUGAAGAUGAUCUAUGGGUGUGAUGUUGCCUGAGUAUGGUUGGUUUGAUCUGUUAGGAAAUAUUUUUGGAAUAGAAUUUUUGAAAAAAUGUCAAUAUACUUGUGAGUAUUUUAAAAUAAUGGUAUAUAACUCUUAAACUCCAGAGUUAAUACUUUUGUAUUUAAAACACCAUUUCUUUGUUACUAGGAGAAGAUAGUCACUCAUAAAAAUCUUGUUUUAUUUGAGGAAUAUUUUUUGGUACUUGGUUAUUUGUAUCUGGAAUUUUAACUUUUUUUUUUUUUACAGAAUUGGACUGGAUAGGGGUAUCAGCCUAUUUUAUGUAAUGAAAAUGUAGAGCGGUUCCAAAUUAACUUGCUUGAAUUGGGCAACCAACAGUUAAGGAGAGAAUAGUGUUUUUAAAUUCUAUGUCAGACAAAAGUUGUUUCAUUUCUAAGAGACAUAUGAGUGUAUCUCAGUAAGCAGAUGCAAAGGCUCCAUUAAUUGAAGGUAGCUUCAUAAAAUUAAAUUACUUGUGGAUUCUGGUAUUGUUAAAAGAUUAUGUAAGACAAGCUUCUAGGUAUUUGAAAGCUAUUCUCAGGUUGGUUGAAAGUUUUCUGGACAGGUUAGUUAGUUUUUGUUUCGUUUUUGUUCUUUUUAAAAACCACAUAAUAAAGAGAUGGGUCUCUGAAUCAGUGAUGAUCUGGACUCUUGACCUGUAGCUUCCUUUUCUCCCAACCUAGAGGGGGAUUCUUCAGCCAAUGAGGGAAGUGAUGCAAAUAGAAGACAGAAUUUUUAGUAAUAGUGUCUCUUCCCACUCUGUGGAUAGAAGUUUCUAUUGGAUCAAAGAGUUAUGGAUAUAUGGAUACCAAUUGAAUGCAUCCCAUUUUUACCCAAUUAAACAAUCAGCUUAUCAGAGAAAGUUAGUCUGACUUCUGUGUGGUAAGCUUAUAUGCUGCCUACUAACAAAACACUUAUAAAAUUGACUAAAGGUUAUAUUAUAUACGUAUUUCUCCUUAGCUCAAAUGAUGUGAUAAGAUUUGGAAUUAGAACCACUACAUUCUUGAGUAGUACUAUGAGAAUAAAUAAGCUAUUUUCUUAUUAAAUGUAUUGACUGUUAAACAAUGUAACAUCUUGUCCAACAUUUUCAACAAUUAAAAUGUGUUAAAAAUAACAUUUAGAACUGAAAACCAGUUGUUUUACUUGAUGCAGUUCUGGAGUGCUAAUAAUGAAAUGAACAUUUUAAAAAGAAAGUUUGCAAACAUGUUUAAAUGAAAUUAUUAUCCAGAACAUGUGUUUCAUAGGUGUGGUCCCUACUUAAUUCUGAUUUUACUGAAAAGUUUUUAUGUUCAUUGUGAUAUACUACUAAGCAAAUGCUUUGUGAUGUACUUAAAAUAUUUUUAUAUAUAAAUGAAUGUAUAUGAGCAGUUUUCUUAGUAUAAUUUGAAUGAAUUGUAAUCUAGCAUUUGCUUUAAUUUCAAUUCAUGGUUGAGUAAUUUUGGGGGGUAAUAAAUUUGAACUGUACUGAACUUGCUACAAAAAUCUAUAGUGAUUUUGCAUGAUUAGCAUAUUCAACAGUUUUUCAUAUGGAAGUUUACAAGCUACCCACAUUCCCCUAUUUUAAUUGUUCUUUUUUUAAAAAAAUAAAAUAAAAUUAUACACAAGCACUUUAAUAGCCGCAGUUUAAUUUUUUUUUUUUUGUGAUUACUUCUAAAGACAUUACACUAAUAUUCUUGUGAAGAUAGCAGUCUUUUUUGUAGUAAAUUCAUAUUCAACCAUUUGUUUUGUAGUAUUUUAAUUAUUGCCUAAGAAAAAUAGUGCAAGGAAUUUUUUGUUUUGCCCACAAAAUGUUGAAUGACCACUGUAGGUAGCACUUGACUUUUUUGUAAUGUUUAUAAGAGGCUUGCUCAUUCUUGUCUAUUUUAUAAUCAAUUCUAUAGCAAAACGGUAGUACUCCUUCCAUUAUGAAUUUUUUGGCAAGUUUGUGUGCCUUUUUUUAAAUUUUAGAAAAUGUUUAGUGAUUUGUGUCAAAUUGCCAGAUGCUGAACAUCAGAAGAAAUGCCAUUUAUAAAAUAUUGGUUGACUCCCUUACUAAGGGAAUGCCUUGUGUCCAUAUAAACUUUUUGUAUAAAAUAUAUCUAAAAAUGUUGAUCAUAAAUAAAAAAAAUAUUCUUUUAUGAAUAUAUAUAAGUGUUUGGCCUUUUAGUGCUUUGCACUAAAAAAAUGAAUGGAAAAUGGACUGUAACUGUUGCUGGAAAUGUUCUAUGUUGAAUGUACAUGCUUGGAUAAAUGUACUUUAUUUGAAUAAACUGGAAGUUGUUUCAGGUAAA